UGGGGCGGAGGAGCGGGGGGCUUGUUAAUGAAAAGUUUAUUGAUCCGUUUUGCCAGUUUUUGUUUCGUUUACCUUUGUCUUCUAAAGACUAAACCCUUCCUGAUAAUUUCUUUGGCAUCGUGUUCUUUUUUUUUUCUUUUUUUUUUUUUUUUAAAGGGGAAUAGGAAGUUUAGAAAAUAAAUAAUUAAGUCUCAACUGACUUCUUAAGCAACAAAAGAGGUUGCCAAGCGAGGACAAUCAAAUUCUAGAAUAUCUAGAGAUUGGAUUUCAUUCCUUUUCCGUGAUACCCACUGGACUUUCUGUUUCUGGGUGUGCGUGUGGGUUUUUUGUUUGUUUGUUUGUUUCCCACACAGAAAACCUGCAGCCAAAGUAAGGUCUGUGUGUGCUCUAAUGAGCCAUCCCAUAAAAUGUGCUGUGUGACUCCCAGUAAGUAUUUGAAUUGAAGUGUAAUAGUUUUGAAGUGGUGGUGAACAAAAAUCUUUAUGUUGGGUUAUUGAUCUGCUGAUGAAAGGCGUUUGAAUUUGAAAAGGGUUUAGUUUAGGGGUUUUGUGUGUUUAAAGGUUUUUUAAGGCAACAUUUUUUUUUUUUUUCCAUUUCUGAAAUGACCUUGAGAGCUUUAAAACUACAUCAGUUUCUACCAGUGGGUUUGAGGGGGAGGCAGUAGCAGAAGGAUCUAGUGAAAAUCGAAAAUAGAAAUGGGAACUGAAGUAGAUGCAGUGAAAUAUUUUCUUAUAGAAGUAUGAGAAAAGGGAAGUUUUUGUAAGAAUGUGUGAAAAAGAAGAGAGGGAAAUAACGCAGUUUCAGAUGCAAGGAGAGAGAGGGAGCAUAUCAUUCUUCACAUUUUAUUAGGCCCUGAAAUGCAGGAGUGAUAUGAUCUGGAAGACACAGAAAUAAAACGCCUAACUACAAGUUGAAUAGCAGGCAUUGACUUGCUGACCAGUGCUUACAUGGUUGGUGGGGGCUGGUUUUGUGUCUGCAAAGGUGCUGGGGUUCUUUGUGUCACUGAGAGAACCGAUGGAUACACUUGCUUGAACACAGACGAAAACAAAAAGGAAAAUCUUUUUCUUGUGGAAGAAAUCUUCCUGGCAAAGGUGUUUUAGCUUAGACUUCUGAGCAGAUGUUGGAGAACUUUACAAGUGUCCUUAUUGUGAUCAGUGAGCAUCCCCAAAGAACUGAAACCUUACAUUAAAACACGUAAUAGGGAACAGAACGUAGGAAACAUGCCAACUCAGCCUCUCUUGGCAUACAUGGAUGGACCGGAUGGAAUAGCGAGUACCGUUGGUGCACAGAUGGAGAAUAAUGAUGCCUCAAUGACAAUAAAAGGAACAAACACAAUUUCUUACAAAAGCUUGCAAGAAAAGUUUCUCAUGCAAGCUGAGGGAUGCAUGCCUCUGGACUGCAUGUUCUGUGAUGAGACUUUUAAACAUCCUGAAGAACUUGGUAAGCAUGUUUUAACGCAGCAUAGGCCCACUCUUUGUGAACCAGCUGUCCUGCGUGUUGAAGCAGAGUAUCUUAGUCCUCUAGAUAAAUGUCAAGUAAGAACAAACUUGCCUUUACCAAACAAUGAAAAAGACAGUGAAGAAUUGAGUUGUAAAGUUUGUGGACAAACAUUUCGUGAGGCUUUUGACGUUGAGGCGCACAUGAAAAAGCAUAAAGAUUCUUUCACCUAUUGGUGUAAUGUAUGUGGAAGAAGAUUUAAAGAGCCGUGGUUCCUCAAAAAUCACAUGAGAACACAUACUGGAAAGCCUGGUUCUAGGAACAAGCACCAACAAGGUUCUGAAAGCCCCAUAACAAUAAAUGAGGUGGUGCAGGAGCAUGUAACUGAAAAUGUAACGUCACCUUACAAAAUUUGUAUGGUUUGUGGUUUCCUAUUUCACAAUAAAGAGACUCUAAUUGAGCACAGUAAAAUGCACACCAAAGAAUCAGUACCCAGUGGUGAAAGCCCCCAAGUGACUGGUGAACCUAAUGCAGAAGAAACAUCUCAGAAAGAAGAAUUUUUUCGAUUCUUGAACUUAAGACCAAACUCUGUUCCAGAAAACACAUCACAAAAGCCUGUGAAAUGGAUAGCUGAACUAGAUCCUUUCACCACGUAUCAAGCAUGGCAGCUGGCUACCAAAGGUAAAAUUGCAGUUGGCCGUGGCCAAACUAAAGAAUUAGGGCAUGAAGUAAGUACAGACAAUGAUGAUUCAUCUUCUGAUAAAGAAGAACUCGGUGAAAUUUGGAAUGCAAAUAAAGGUAGCCAGACUGAAACUACUGGGAAGUCAAGAGUAAAUAAAAACAGCAGUUACACAGGGAACGGUAACUUAUCCCAAGUCAAAUUGAAACAUCCCAGUGGUGAAGUGCCUUCUAUGGAGGUGGAUUCUAAAUUGCCCCAGAACAAAGAGAAACCAACACACUGUUCACAGUGUGGUAAAGCCUUCAGAACAUACCACCAGCUAGUCCUUCAUUCCAGAGUACAUAAGAGAGACAGGCGGACUGAUGCAGAGACUUCAGCUGUUUCCAGGACAUGCUGUGCUGAUAUAAUUGCAAGUCUGGAUGAAAAUGGAACAGGAGAACGGAUAGAAGGAGGCUCUGAAGAUGGAUCUGAAGAUGGGCUUCCAGAAACACUUAAUAUAGGUGAAAAACCGUACAAAUGUGAAUUCUGUGAGUAUGCAGCAGCACAGAAAACUUCACUGAGGUAUCAUUUAGAGAGGCAUCACAAGGACAAGCAAGCUGAUAGUGCAGCAGACGUGAAAAGUGACAGCAAAGUUUCAUUGCAGAGUCAGGAGCUCUUGCUGGCUACUGUUGGUGCUCAAGAAACCAAAAAUUCGAAGAAGCUUUUUGAUUGUGCCAAAGAUGCUGUGUGCUGCCCAGCUACCAAGCAGCAAAAGGAAGUUCUGUCCUUGAAUAAUGCAAUAGGCAGCACAGUCCUUUUAAAAAUGAAAAAUAAUUCUAGGGAAUUGAACAAAGGUUCCAUUUGUAACAAUUCAACUAAAAUACAAGAGAAUGUGUCCACUCCUUACCCAGAAAAACUAAAGGCUGAGAAGGAAGCAAAGGAAGCUCAGCCCUGUAUUCCUUAUAAAAGAGAGAGAAAGGCUUCUGUGGCAUCAGAGGGAGAUGAUGUCCAGUAUGUUUGUGCUGUAAAGGGUGGAAAAAUUGUGAAUGAUGUGCGAGAGUGCGCUGGAAACUACAAACACAAACCUGUGGUGGACUCUCAAGAAAAGCCCUUGAACUUAUGUAUUGGGACUUCACAAGAAUGUUCAGUGGUUUCAACUAAAGACCUGCUAGCACCCAGCGCCUGUUCGUUUUGUGGUUACAGAACAUUUUACCCAGAAGUCCUAAUGAUGCACCAGAGACUGAUGCACAAAUACAAUCCUGACACUGUCAACAAAAAUGGCUGUAGAAACAAGGCUCUAGCUAAAGCCAGACGCACUGGAUGCCCUCCAGCUCUGCUUGGUAAAGAUGUGCUUCCUCUGUCUUUUAAUACUAAUAGAAGUAAGGCUUCCCCAUCUACACAGCAAAAACAGUUGCAAAUGGGGAAAGCUAAACAGUGUCACCCUCCGCAGAACAAAGUCCCUCUCUUUUCAGUGACUGACUCAAGCAGCACAGCCCCAAGUAACCUCAAGUUUCAUAAACAGCAAAGUAAUAUUGGAGCUCAGGCGAAUAACUAUAGACAACCUCAGCAGGAAAUGCACUCCAGUUCCAGUAUCUCUCCAGUGUUGGACAGAGUAAAAAGAUCUGAAUCUAAAUUCAAAGCUCCAAGUGUCCCAGUGUCUCAAUCUGGUCUAGUAAGCAGCAGUAUGAAUGCGGCUCUUGACUCCCACCUAAAUGAAUCUGCCUGGCCUUGUCAUCGAGGAAGAGACUAUCUUUGUGGUAAAUCUGUGAGCAAUGUAAAUCUAGAGUAUGGUGAAACGUCUUCUAAACGAAUGAAACCUAAUCUGUUAGCUGUUGAACAUACUGACUCUCCAAUGGCUAAUUACAGAAGAUACGAAAUGGGCAGAUUUCGUGCUGCAAACAGAUAUGCAAAUCUGCUACCUCAGGAAUGUUCUCGCACCAAACCUGCAUCCUCUGUUUUGCCAACCAAGCAAGGGCUUCUGAAUUCAGAUGAUGUUGAUCCUCCUAAUGUAUUGACUGUUCUCAAACCUUAUGAGCCAUAUAGCUCUGGAUCACUUUACAGUUCUUGUGGAUCUAGCAAUGGCCAAGUAACCAGCUCUGCUGUAGAAGGAAAGAGAUCAGUGUCGUACCAACACUUACCUAGCAGUGUGCUACAGAAGCGAAGUUACGAAAGCUUCAUUGGUAAUGCACACUUUCGACCAAGUGACAAGAGGACUUGAUCAUUUACUUCAAGAAACGGUCUAAGGAUACAAGUGCAUGUUCUAUGGAGUUAUACCUGCAGUUCAUCUCUUGAGGAAAAAUGGUGAAAGCUACUGAACUAAGCUGUGAUUGUACUAUAUAUAGAAACACUACAGUUUUAUAAUACUGGUUCUGUUAACAUUUUGUACCAAAUAGCCAUAAAAAGUAGUUUAAACAAUUGGGUUAUGAAGGUGUGUGGAGAAUGUUUAUCUUGACAUUGACUUUUAAGUAUUUUUCAUUAGAAUUAAUUGACCAAAUAUUAGGUAGGAAUUAUAUUUUUACAUACUUGAGUGCUGCUGAAGAGUUUCUCUUUGAAAGAAUAUAUAAUCCUUGCACCUCAGGUAACUGUAAAUGCUGAAGUUGAAAUCCUGUUGACUUAAUGCUUCUUUUUCAUAAGGUUGAAAGUUUCUCAUCUUUUUUUCUGUUGAACUAUGUUAGUUUUUUAAAACAAUUUCCAAAUAAACUUUCUGAAACUGUCCAGUUAAUAAAUGUUGUGAACAUCAAAGCAAUGGUGCUGCCAUUUUGCUUGUAUAUGUUGUAUAUGCUGCCUUGUAUAUGUUUGGACCAUAAUGUGUUGGGGAGGGAUCUGUUUCCCUGGGGUUGUUUCCAGCAUAUUUUUAAAUGCAAGGAUGAGGCAAUACUUGACAUUUGGAUUUCAGUGUGGUGUUCCUGAAAUGUGGUUGGAUUCUUCUCUUGGCAUUGCUUGCUGUUCUUCAGAGAAGCCUUUUAAACAUCUCUACCAACAUACAAACUUUCACAGCAGAAAAUACCUAGGACUUGCAUGAGAAACAAUAUUAAUCUAAAUGUUUCAAAUGUUUAGUUUUGUACUAAACUCAAUACAGUUACAUUUAGAGGAGAAAACUACUUUGCACCUUUGUCCAAACUGUAAAGUCACAAACAGACUUGCAAUAUGAAUAUGGGAUCUACAGACUUCAAAAAGGGAUGUGGCUAUGGUGUAGCCUGCUUGACUGUGCUUGGAAGCUUCUUGAUGUCGAGUUUUAGCAUCUAAUGGGUGUUUAAAAUGAGUGAGAAAUAAUCUGUAAAUGGGAGAAUAUCUCCUUUUAUUUUUUUGUGAAGACAACAAGAGUUUUUUCUAAUGCACAUGCUGUUUGAUUUUUGUAAAGGGAAGAUGGCCAGUUACCAGCCAGUAAAGCAGAGUUCUUGCAUAUUUUGACUUGCAUUCCCUAGUUGCUUCUCAUAAAGCCUGUAGUUUUAAGAGUUAAUUUCUUCUGUACCUGGCUUUGACUUCCAUAUAUUUUAGUAAAACAAAAAAAAAAAAAGAAAAUUUUGCACUGUUCAUUUUGCUCUCUUCCCUCACACAGCAAAUGUAAGAUAGCAAAACCUAGAAACUCUUGUUUUUUCAUUAUGCAACUUGAGAUGUUCCAGUUGUAUGUCUUAGUUCCUGUGUAUGGGACCUAUUUUUAAUGUCUCUGUAAACUGGCGAUGUAAUGAAGUGCUGUGUAUCAGGAAAUUGUACACUAUUUACCUUUUUUCCUGUUCAUAAGCUGAGCCAUAUGUACAUAAUCUAGAUUUUUGGUUUCCUAGUUUUGCACUUUUAUAGCCUAUUUUUUGAAGAUGAAUUCACUUGGAAAAUGGUUAAUCUAUUUUUUUGCGUGAUCUUUCAAUGAGUCUUAUAGAAUGCAUGCUGUAACGAUCAUCUGUGUACCUUACGGGGUUCUGUGAUUUAAAAGUACGGGGCUGGGUUUUAAAAUGUUUCAGCAAACAGACCUAAGACUUGUUUGUUUUUUAAUCUCCCUUCAUGCUGGUACAGUUUCCCUCAAGGCUUUUUUUGGGUAGGUAUCUUGGGGUUGGAAUGAAAAAUGGACAUGAAGAGACUUAUUUCAUGGCAGCGCAGCCCUGUACUUCAGAAUACACUUUGCCCAUCAGUAUUAACUAUUGGGAUACUACUGGUUUUGUAUGUUUUUUUUGGAAAUAACAGUGCAUAUAUAGAGGUACAAAUUGUUGAUUUUUUUUUUUUUUUUUUUCCUUUAUGUAUUUAUUUCAUUCCAUUUUGUUUUAUUUUAAUUGUUGAAACCGGAAGUCGUCAAGCAGUAGGCACACAUUACUCAUUUAAUUUAUGAUGUAUUUCACUUUAGUUGAGUAUAUUAUUACAUGUGGAUGUAAAUAUAGACUUGGUGUUUUGCAAAA
This is a messenger RNA of Strigops habroptila (Kakapo), 6480 nucleotides long. RefSeq names its product zinc finger protein 217 (gene ZNF217). The transcript is spliced from 5 exons. Lineage: Eukaryota; Metazoa; Chordata; Aves; Psittaciformes; Psittacidae. The coding region runs from base 1221 to 4313 and encodes 1030 amino acids. The record is from RefSeq and is a predicted model, not a curated record. Gene Ontology annotation, biological process: regulation of DNA-templated transcription. Gene Ontology annotation, cellular component: nucleus. Gene Ontology annotation, molecular function: DNA-binding transcription factor activity, RNA polymerase II-specific; RNA polymerase II cis-regulatory region sequence-specific DNA binding.